Messenger RNA from Lottia gigantea (owl limpet), 1158 nucleotides. RefSeq lists its product as hypothetical. The transcript is spliced from 5 exons. The record is from RefSeq and is a predicted model, not a curated record. Lineage: Eukaryota; Metazoa; Mollusca; Gastropoda; Lottiidae. The coding region runs from base 1 to 1158 and encodes 385 amino acids.
AUGAGGGUUAAACAUGUUGACAAGGAUCUGAUGGCAUCUUGCUGCCGAGAUAGUGAUGGUGCAUGCUACCACUUUUUUAAGUGUGAAAACAAAGAUGUUAUAUGCAUAGCUGGUGUGGUAAAAUGUUCUCAAUAUUGCGAAACAGAUCAAUCUGAUGACGAUUACGACAACGAUGCUCUUCCUGUAACUAGCACAAAAGUCUACAGAAAGUCACGGAGAUCGAGUAGUGCCUGUACGAUGAGCGACACAAAAUCCUUGUUGAAUUGUUGUAAUGUUAAAAAUGAAUGUAAAGUCACAGUAAAUAAAUCAUAUCCGACGCCCUGCGAAGCAAAUAGUUUGGAAAAAAAAUACAAGUGUGUGAAAAUAGUCAAUGGUUGUCCAGGAACAACAGAUACUACAACCCGGAGAGUUACACCCUUAACUACUACACGGCGACUGACUCAAACUUCCACACCACCGCUUAGUACUUCUAGAUUAACAACCACACAAACCAGGACUGUACCUGUUAUAUCUACAAGUCCAUCCACUUCAACAACCCAACCAAAUCCAAGAUCGCUUUCUACCACAUUACGAGUACAGACAAGGACAACUGGAAGUUCACCACGAGUUCGGGGUGGUAAUAAGGAAGAAUUGUCUAUUUUAGAUACAAGCAGUAUAAUUGGCAUUGCAAUAGGAUCUUUAGCUUUGUUAGUCUUAAUUAUACUUAUAGCAGUCCUACUACACAGAAAACGGAAGGCAUUUAAAAUGGAAAAAAACAAAUCCCCAAAAUCAAAUAUUGGAAACAACCCUCAUUAUUUUACGAUUGAAGAAUUUCCAAACAACCAAUACGAGCAAAUCAAUGAUGUUGAUAUUCCGAACCCAACAGAUGACUAUAAUGUAUUAAGGGAAGAUAACUCUGUAAAGACUAACCAAUUCAGUGAUUACAACCAUAUUUCAUCAGCAGUUGCUAAUGGUCAAGUCGGACUAGAUAGUGGUGGUUACAAUCAUAUUGUGUUAUCUAAUGACAGUUCUCCUAAAAUACUCGAUAGUGACUACAACCAUAUCAAGUUGGAAACGGACGACUAUAAUCAGCUAAGGGGACAAAACUCUUUCAAAAAUCCUAAGGCAGACAGUUAUCAUCAUAUUUUAAGACCGAAUGGUGAUGAAGGAAAAUUGUGA